GGAUGCGGAACGCGAGGCCCUGGUUGCAUAUUUGAAUUAUUUUUCGAGGCAGAAAUUGUCCACAUUUGUCGAGAUCAUUUGACCUUUCUUCCCCGUGGUUUUGUAAAUACUUUCGAGCCCUGUGGUUACGAAGGAGUGGCUCACAGUUUGAAGUAGCUGAACUGAAGCUUUGUCGUUGCCUCGGUGCUUGUGCUCUCGCGGUUAUUGUAGGGCCCUUGCUUGCUUUUUAGCGUUCCGGAGUAAGUUUUUAACAUUUGUUUUAGUCUCGUGGUGCAGCUGUCAAGAGACUGAGAUCGCAAGGUGUCCUUUUCCCACUUCACUCAGUCGGGACUCGCGAUAGUUGGCUUUUUAAUGAGGAUUGUAGUCGGGGAGGUUGCCGAAGAGUUUGCGGUCCACCGGUUUGAAGUCGGAGGGAGGGGUGGUGGAAUAUUGGAGCGGUGUUGUCUUGCGUGGCAAGGUGGUGUUGAAACAGAGCAGAUCGAUUGUGUUCGACAGGGGAGAAAGAUCUAAGUUGUGUUUUUUCGUGAAAGGUUAGUCAUGAGUCGAUUAUGUUGUUGCUUCGGACGGAGCAAAGUUAAUGAUGGAGCUGAAAACGUGACGAAAUCUAGUAGUACCAAUGGUACGAAGGAGGGGAAACUGAAAGAAGAUGCGAAGAGGGAGAAGCAAAAUCAAAGUUUGGUUUUAGUAGAGUAUUUCACUUCACAAGGGUGCAAGUCAUGUCCAUCGGCGGAUCUGGAAUUUGCGAAGCUCGGGCAAGGGCUAGCUCAAGAUGCAACCGGAGGCGUUCCUAUUAUAGCUCUAGCCUAUCAUGUUGAUUAUUGGAAUCAUCUUGGCUGGCGAGAUCCAUUUUCCAGUGCUUCUUGGACUUUGAGGCAGAAAGCAUACGGGGAGAAGAUGCAACAAGAUUCUAUCUCCACCCCUGGAAUUAUCGUUCAAGGGUGUGCGCACGCUGAAGGUGAUAAAAUGGAAAGUGUCACGGGCUUGAUAAAAGCUGCACAGAGGUUUCCGGGUCCUGAUGUACUGGAAGCCAGUUAUGAACUCCCAUUUCGAUCAACAUUGCGAGUUUCUCUUACUUUGGCUUACAAGAAGCGCGUAGAAAAGCAAGCGUUGGAUGUUAUGGUAGCCAUUUAUCAAAAUGGACAGGUUACUGAAUGUUCAGCAGGAGGCAAUAGAGGGAAAUUUCUUUCAAACGAGUUUGUGGUAAGAGGCUUGGAGAAGGCUUGUUCGCUUCAUGAUUGGCCAGCGAAGAAGGCUAUUACUGGACAAGUUCAAUUCGGGCUGUGGGACGGUUUCAUUCGGGCCAAGUGUGGCCUUGUUGUAUUUCUUCAGGAUCCAAGUACGUUGGAGAUACGGGGUGCUGAGCGUGUGGAACUACCUGAAUCUAUUGACAGCAUGGAGCCGAAGGAAGAAGGUGAAGAAAGCUUCUCCGAUGCCUUGUUCACAUAAAACACUUGUGAUGCGGCAGCAUUUACUUGUUCAUUCACAAGGGCAAUGCCAAGCACCUCAAUCAGAUACGACCAGAGUCAAAGAUGAGUUGCAGUUUCGAGAGCUCACGAAUGUCGCGGAGUUGAAGACAACCCUCCUGUUGAGUAUUUUUCUUUUAUGGUCGAUGGAGAGCACAUUCCAUAUCUUGAGAGACCGUAACGCAGAAUUGUUUGGAGAAGUUACAUGCUGCUGGGAACUGGACAAAAACAAGUUGGGGAGUGCCGAGUGCUCCCUGGUCGAGUUGCUUUGCGACGUAAGCAGUCAUUUUUGCCACGCAUGUGUUUAGACAUGCGUGGGAAUGACUUUGCUAGAAUCAGCUUCAGGUAUUAACUGGACAGUUUUUUAAAAGUUUUCUUGGUUGAAUCGAAAUAAUUUUGCAUUGAUGUAUAGUGACAUUUUCUAGGAUUCAAUGCGGAUACCAUGGUUUCUUGGCGACAUAUCUUCGUCGGCAAAUAGCACUUUGUGUGAUAAAAUUUCACUUGAUUAUGAACCACGUUAUAUUUGUAUUCCACUUCAAAUCUUUUCCCAAAAUAUAAAACGUACAUAAGGCGGUAACGCUGA
Molecule: messenger RNA, 2046 nt
Organism: Physcomitrium patens
Lineage: Eukaryota; Viridiplantae; Streptophyta; Bryopsida; Funariales; Funariaceae
Source: RefSeq, a predicted model, not a curated record